AUGAAGGGUGAGGCAGUUGUGGUGACCGUCGUGGUGAUGUUAGGAUUUGCUCAGGCGGCGGUGUACAACGUUGGCGAUGCAAAGGGCUGGGGCUUCAAUGUUUUGGGAUGGGAGCAUGGCAAGAAUUUUAGGGCUGGGGACACACUUGUGUUCAAAUAUGAUACAACUCUCCACAGUGUGGUGAGAGUGGACAAAGCAAGCUUCGAUGCUUGUAGCAUUCCUCCAAACGCGCCGAAAUACGCAACUGGAAAUGACCAAAUUGUCCUCCCAAAGGGUCCAAAUUACUUCUUGUGUGGGACACCUGGCCACUGCACAGCUGGCGUCAGAAUUACAGCAUUUGCUGCUUAA
This is a messenger RNA of Andrographis paniculata, 348 nucleotides long. RefSeq names its product basic blue protein-like. The transcript is spliced from 2 exons. The coding region runs from base 1 to 348 and encodes 115 amino acids. Gene Ontology annotation, cellular component: plasma membrane. The record is from RefSeq and is a predicted model, not a curated record. Lineage: Eukaryota; Viridiplantae; Streptophyta; Magnoliopsida; Lamiales; Acanthaceae. Gene Ontology annotation, molecular function: electron transfer activity.